AUGUUGGGUUAAGAAAAUUUGUUAUGUUGUAUGCGUGCGUGGGUGAAAUUAUUAUGUUGUACCUGUGUGUUAUGAAUAUUCAGUGAAAAUAAUAAUUAUUAAAUGAAAUCUGGCCAAAUGUGUAAUUAUCCGGAAAUAUGUUAAUUUAUGUAAUUACGCACAUUUUAAUUAUGCCAAUUCGAGAGGUAAUCGGAUUAAUUAUGCGAGUGGGUGUAAUUAUGAUAAUACAAGUCGUUAUGAUAACCAGACCCCGCCUCGGUGACGAGGGUGGGUUAUCGAUCGGAAUAAGGCAAUUAAUCGUAUGCAGUUAUGCAGGUGUGGUGUAAGUAUGCAAGAUUAACUUAGAUUAACUCGGCAUCGUUGUCUAGGUUCGUCUCAUUCUCGCUUUAACAUUCCCAGAGUUUUUAUUCGUGGUUAUAUUUUUAGGUCCCCGGUUCACCCCGUUAUCGCUUUAACAUUUACUGAGUAUGUAUUAGUGUGUUUAUUAAGGUCACCAAGUUCAAAUCUCAACGCAGAAGCAGAUCUUAUGCAUAGAUUUCAGGAAAGAAUCACACAACCACUUCUGUAUUGAUCAAUUUAUUACUAAUUCAACCUUAACUAUGAUAUAAUAUGCGAACUCUCAAUCCCGGAACGUCAACACGGCAUCAAUACAGUAUCAUCAACGAUUGUCUGAUUUCACUUUGACAACUGCACAUGGAUCCCGCAUAACGCGAUGGUUGUUAGUGAGAGAGAGAGUCGUUAAAACACGCAAAUACUAUGCUAAGAAAACCUUAAUGUUAAUGAAUGAUUAUACUCAAUAUUGUUCAUAACGCGAUGGUUGUUAGUGAGAGAGAGAGAGUCGUUGAAAUAUGCAAAUACUAUGCUAAGAAAACCUUAAUGUUAAUGAAUGAUUAUACUCAAUAUUGUUCAUACAGUACCACACUCCUUAUUGACCAUACGCAACCCUUAUCACGUUGUUAACACCUUGGGUCACGGGACAGUUGAAUAUUCUGUAGAGGAUGCGAGUACGUGCGGCGAUUAUGACUGAAAGAUACUUGAAAGAUUAUACGGCGAUAAAAAAAAAACACAAUCAAAAACAGUUAUUAUUCUUAAAGGCACCAAUCUCAACAGAUACAUCGGCAGGUUAUCUGACAACAGAACGGCUCGGAGUAAGGGCCUGCGACGGUGCUCCUUUUCCGAAGCUCGUUAUCUUAUACCAAGUUUACUAAUUGGGGACCAGAUCACCUGAUAAGGAUCCGGUGGGCCACCACUCCCCACGUGAGCGUGGCUCGGCGGAAGGAGGUGCCAAGAAUCAGUUCGUAUUGAUGGAUCUGUUGGGAAUUUAUGCGAUUAAGAGUACAGCCCACUAAAUAUUAAAGAUAAAAAUUAAGAAUACUCUUAUAAACGACGGAGGGCCAUCACUCGGUCUCGUUGUGAUGCUUUCCAGCCACGGAUGGCUUAUGGGUUCGAGUGUUUUUGAGUGGUAAGAGUUGUCUUGAAUAGUCAGUGUUCGGAGUCGAUUCUUUAGGUCAAACAGACGCCUGGUGGUCGUGUGGUGAGGGGGCGGUGCGCGUCAUACGUAUCAGUCGAUCCCGUGGCGAAUUGGUUCGGAUGGCUGUUGAUACGCUGUCGCAGUUCGGAACCCGGUCGGUAGGUGGCGCCCACAACUCGCUCGCAGCGUGCAGCUCUGGGUUGUCGCCGAAUCGCGAUGCUCACCACUCCGGUGGCAGCAGAGACCCCCGGUUCGGCAGAGGUUGACGAGCUGAAGAUGAGUCGAGCCGACCCGCUGGUCGCAGCUCGCUCCUGAGUCGACCCUCCCGGUCGAGCUCGCUCCUGGGUCGACCCGCUGGUCGCCCUCGCUCCUGAGUCGACCCUCUGGUCGCACUCCUGAGUGGACCCGCUGGUCGCACUCCUGAGUGGACCCACUGGUCGCACUCCUCCUGAGCCGACUCUCCCGGUCGCGCUCCUGAGUGGACCCUCUCGUCGCACUGAUUUCCAAUGCUCAGGAUCCUUUACUUUAUGCCGAAAAAUCCCCCUGGAUCCCGCCCACAAGGCGGGGCUUCUUUCCGAUUUUUGCUGUGUCAGGAUCUGUCCGUAGGCAGGUGUGUCCAUGUGUGUGUCCGUACGUCCGUAUGUCCUUGUGUGCAUUACUCACGGUAUUCCGUUGUCCCACUCCCUCCAUGAACCCACGAGCAAACAAUCAGAUGUUACAAAUUGCCUCGAGGUCGUCUCUCUGUCUGGGCGCAACAUUAUCUCCUGUCUGGCCUUCCCCAUGAACCCAAAACACAGACGUCACAAAUGUCUCAUAGGCGUCUUUGUUCGCACCACCUGGAGGGAGGGGCAACGCUCUCUCCGACCCGGCGCACAAAGAAAUGGUUAAAAGUUUUAAGUUAACAUUUGUCCCUUACUAUUUCACAGUUAUGAUUCUGUAUGUAACCUAAGGUCUGUCGUUUCCCAUCGUGGUGCUUGACUCAAGUGGGGGUGUUUCCCCGAGCGUAUACACACUCCUAUCCCGCGCUGCGGGGAUACAAAGACGGCCGGGAUCUCCCUUUCUCUCCGACCCUGGGUUUAACAUCGUUUUUUUUUUAUUAUGUAUUCAUAUUCGACCUGGUGGUGAUUCAUCCCGUUAUCCUGGCGUUUCCAUAAGUUUUACUUUGUCUUUUCAUGCAUAUACUUAUUACUAUUAAUUUAUUUCCGAUAUCUUAGGUUAAGGGGUAAGUUUCUUGAUCCUAGGAAUUCGUAUUCCUUGGUGCCUGCAUGGUUAUAUAAGCGGAAUAUAGUUUACGGUGAAUAGCGUUAACAUUGAUGUUAUAUGCGAUAUUAUGUAUUGUGAUGUCUUUAACUUAACUUGUUUGUCAGGGCUUUACUGACACGAAGUUGCAUUCAUAGCCCGCAGUCUUUGCCCCACCCUAUCUCUGCUCGCCGUGGUUGUUGCAGUCCAGCUGACGUUAACUCAAGGCCCUUUUGGGUUUAUCUUUGUUUCCUCAGCUGCAGGAGAACAAGGCGUGCUUCUACCUCCCUUUCUGUGUGCACGUGUUCUAAUUAGCUCGGAAUCCCUAACACACAAUCAGUGAUGAUUCCUGGCUUUCUGUGGUUAUGACUUAGACAAAGGCGCCUCUACUUCCUUUCACUGCCUUUGCCUUGAAGCAAGGUUGCAAUUCUGUCAUCCUAGCCCUCCUCUCGUUCAUUACUUAACAACACCUGGUGUUUUGCAGUUUGGUGCGCUUUGGUGUGUUUCACUCAUUAAAAAAAAUAAAAAGAUAAUAUAUAAAAAUCAUCAAAUAUUAUUACUCUCAAUUAUGGAAGAAGGGUUAGGAUACAACAGCCGACACCAGUGACGAUUAUCUGAACGGGUCCUGGGCCUCCCCUAGGCCGACUCAGCCUCAAAUGAGUACCCGGUGCGGUGUGUAAACAUCGCAACAAAGAGAGACGAAGGCGGCCGGGCGUGGUUGCUGGCCACCCGCCCCCUCGUGUGCCACAGUGCUGCUCGCUCACAGCACUUGCCCCAUCAGUCUGUUCAGGCUUUACGGGGGAUCUUUGUAUUUGUGUGUGUCUGUGUGGUUGUGACGCACCAGCCCGUGUGUGUAUCUCUGUGUAUCUGAGAGCGAGAGGAGAGCGAGAGGAGAGGGAGGGAGAGAGAUUUGAUCUCGAGAAGAAAGCUGCACUCUGUUCGCGACAAAGGCGGCCGGGCGUGGUCCUGGCCCACACGCCACCACGCUGUCGUGAGCAGUCUUGGCUUUCACAGCCGUGCAGCCCAGCGAUGUUCACAGCGGCCGGCGCUGCUGCCACGCUCGCGCUCACGCUGGUGCUGGCGUCUCGUCCGGCGCCAUCAUCGUCUUCGUCUCCGUCCAACUCCUCCUCCUCCUCCUCGUCUCCCUCCACCCCAGCUCGGCCCAACAUUGUGCUCGUCGUCUGCGACUCUAUGGACGGGCGGCUCGUGACGGCGCCGCGGUCGCCGGUGCCGCUGCCGUGGAUUGCGCGCCUGGCGGCGGCCGGGGCGGCCUUCGCCACGGCGUACACCAACUCGCCCGUGUGUUGCCCGUCCCGCGCCGCCCUCUGGAGCGGACUUCACACCCACGUCACCGCCGCGUGGAACAACCACAAGUGUCUGCCGCCAGGCUACCCGACGUGGCUCGACCGCCUGCGUGCCGAGGCCGGCUACACCACGGCCGUGUUCGGCAAGACGGACUUCACGUCGGGCGGACACUCGCUGAGCAACCGCGUGGAGGCGUGGACGCGCGGCGUGCCGGGGCUGCUGCUGCGCCAGGAGCCGAGGCCCCGCGCGCAGCUCGUGGGGGGCGAGCGCACGCGGAGGGUGCAGCUCCGCGACUGGAACAACACGGACCGCGCGGUCCGCUGGAUCCGCGACGUGGCGCCCGGGAAAGCUCCCUUCGCGCUCUACCUGGGCCUCAACCUGCCGCACCCGUACAAGACCCCGUCCGCCGGCCCCAACGCCGGCGCCUCCACCUUCCGCACGUCGCCAUUCUGGCUGCGCCGCGUGCGCCGCGGCGCCGUCGUGGUGCCGCGCUGGCUGCCACCCGACGAGACCCACCCCUCCGACGCGUACGCCACCUUCGUCAAGAACUGCUCGGGCCCCUUCGCCGACGACGAGGUCAUCGCGGUGCGCGCCGCCUACUACGCCAUGUGCGCCGAGACGGACGCCAUGCUGGGUGCGGUGGUACGCGCGCUGGGCGCCGCGGGCUUCCACCUGCGCGGCGACACCUACGUGGCGUUCACGUGCGACCACGGCGAGCUGGCGCUGGAGCACCGGCAGUACUACAAGAUGAGCAUGUACGAGGGCAGCGCGCGCGUGCCGCUCGUCAUCGCCGGGCCCAGGGUGCGGCCGCGGACGCAGCACCGUGGUGGCGAUCGUGGUGGUCGCGGUGGUUGUGGUGACGGUAGUGUUGCUGGUGGUGGUGGCAAUGACGGUGAUGGUGAGCAUGGUGGUGGUGAUGGCGGCAGUGGUUUUAGCGGUAGUGCUGGUGGCAGUAGUGGCGAUCGUGGCGGUGGCGGUGGCAGUAAAGGUGGUGGUCGUGGUGGUCGUGAUGGUGGCGAAAGUACCGGUGGUGGUCGAGGUGGCACUUGCAGCUAUGCUGGUGGUCAAGGUGCUGCUGGUGGUGGUCAUGGUGGUGCUGGUGUUGGUGGUGCUGGUGUUGGUGGUGCUGGUGUUGGUGGUGUUGGUGGUGGUGGUGCUGGUGUUGGUGGUGCUGGUGUUGGUGGUGUUGGUGUUGGUGGUGCUGGUGUUGGUGGUGUUGGUGUUGGUGGUGCUGAUGUUGGUGGUGCUGGUGUUGGUGGUGCUGGUGUUGGUGGUGCUGGUGGUGCUGGUGUUGGUGGUGCUGGUGUUGGUGGUGUUGGUGUUGGUGGUGCUGGUGUUGGUGGUGCUGGUGUUGGUGGUGCUGGUGUUGGUGGUGCUGGUGUUGGUGGUGCUGGUGGUGGUGGUGCUGGUGUUGGUGGUGUUGGUGGUGGUGGUGCUGGUGUUGGUGGUGCUGGUGUUGGUGGUGCUGGUGUUGGUGGUGCUGGUGGUGGUGCUGGUGGUGGUGGUGCUGGUGUUGGUGGUGUUGGUGGUGGUGCUGGUGUUGGUGGUGCUGGUGUUGGUGUUGCUGGCAGUCGUGGCGGUGGUGAGUGGACGACGAGGUCAGUCCUCGAGCAGACGUUGGUGUCCCUCGUGGACAUCUACCCGACCAUGAUGGAUAUAGCGGGGCUGCCCGUGGACCCGCGUCUCAAUGGGACGUCUCUGCUCAAGCUGCUGGAGCGACGGGGACGCACGGCACGCGCACGGAAGGGCGGCGGUGACGGCGUUCGUGAUAAUGAUGUCGGUGGCGUUUUUCAUGACGGCGUCGGUGAUAGAAAUUUUCACGCACCUCAAUCUCUUCAACGGCAUCGAAAUAAUUACCACCGUCAUCACCGCCAUCACGCUGCCCAAAAUACCAUCACCGUUGGUAGUGAGCAUGCCGCUGAUGGCAACCAACAGCGACACCAAACUCAACAUCGCCGUCGUCGUCCUCAUCGUCGCCAGCACCGCAUUCAUAACGCAACCAACUGCAACCUUCAAAACGACGCCGAUGAAAACGAGCAGGACGACGAGGCGACCUCCUCCGCUCGCCGUGACCUCGUCAAACUGUCCCGCGGCCACCGCUGGGCGCUGAGCCAGUUCCACGGCAGCGACCUCAACGAGUCGGCGUAUAUGCUGCGCGUGUCGCGCUGGAAGCUCGUGGCCUACGGCGAGGGGCCCUCCUCUUCCGCGACGCGGCCGCAGCUCUUCGACCUCGUCGCCGACCCCGAGGAGCUGCUCGACCUGUCGGCGUCGCGACCCCACCUGACCUCUCGCCUUGAAGCGGCGCUCCGCUCGCUGAUCGACUACCCGGCGGUGACGCGCACCGCGCGCCGCUACGACCGCGACGCCUUCCUCGAGUGGCGCGCCGCCGCCGGGCCGCGCUACCGUGAGGCCAUCGCGGGCCUGCGCUGGUACCGCGACUGGGCCGAGGACCCGCGGGGAAACCUCGAGGCCAUCGACGCCUGGCUCGAGCGAGGGGAGUGAUCACCAGUGGGGGGGGGGGGGGGGGGGGGGGUGGCACGUGCCCCCCCAAUGAUGCGUUCGAAAUCCCUAAUUUCGAUCGGAUCAUUGGGGUUUAUUAGUAAUAAAUAGGCAUUUUGCGACCCCCACUGCCACUGUGUAGCAUAUUAUUACUUGCCAGGGACUCUAUGAGAUGACAAUAGUCUGAGUCUAUAAUUGGCAUUAAGUAACGGCAAAGCAGUUAUAAGUGACUCAGAAUUGUGCGCAGUUGCGUAGAUAGUACACGACUUCCCUGAAGGCAUCAACACCUUCAGCGAGCACGAUGCCGAUCACACCACGCGGUUCGAAUUCGACCCUCGAUCGAUGGCUGCGCCAUCGCCGCACACGCGUCGAAUAAAAAGCAAGGGACAAGUCCUUACUUACUAACAACUCCUCUAUCAUUUUUCAUUGCUGGAGGGGUUGCCUCCCGUACCUGAAAAUCCUGGCUCCGCCAUUGGCAGGGAUGUCCGUCAGUCCGGUUCGGUGACCCGGGAAACGUCUUUUUCGCGCAACCCGGCACACCGCGUCCAGUAUGCCUCCUCUCGCUACGGUUUGUGGGCUACUAAUAAUCACGCGCCACUUACCAGCGACCUGUAAAAUAUUUAGCGAGGGGUUUAAGCCGUGGGAUUAUUUCGCAUGACUGUGGCUGCGGUACCAGUGCGGUGCUCUGGGAAACGCGGCUGGGACUCAACUACAGCGAGGAGAUCACGGUCACCAUCGGCUCCAAACCCUCCAACAUCACCGUGAGCUUAAGUGGACUAUGGUGAGGUGGACAACCGUAGAUACGGCCCGAAAUACUGUAUGUACCGUGUGUUGAACUUCUUUCGCACCGUACGUACCCAACCGUGUUAAUCGGAGGUGUGGGGGAAGGACAACAAACUCAACACAAAUAGCAGUUCUAAAGAAAUGAGUUUUAAAUUUCAAUUUUAAAUUGCAGAGCUCCAGUGGCCUCAUAGUAUGGGAAGGAAGAGCGUUUCAGACGUCGUGUUCUAUUAUCCUCCUGCCUACAGAUGAACGUGUCGACUGGUAGUUUGUGAUCUGCGUGUUGACUUGUAGGUAGGCCUGUAAAGUGUGAUGGUUUCUACCUUGAGUAUUAAUUUCUGUUUUAAAUAAACCUUACUUUUAAAAUAUAAUACGUUUU
Lethenteron reissneri (Far Eastern brook lamprey) is the source of this 7673-nucleotide messenger RNA. RefSeq lists its product as uncharacterized. Gene Ontology annotation, molecular function: arylsulfatase activity; glucuronate-2-sulfatase activity. The record is from RefSeq and is a predicted model, not a curated record. Lineage: Eukaryota; Metazoa; Chordata; Hyperoartia; Petromyzontiformes; Petromyzontidae.